Molecule: messenger RNA, 813 nt
Organism: Brassica oleracea var. oleracea
Lineage: Eukaryota; Viridiplantae; Streptophyta; Magnoliopsida; Brassicales; Brassicaceae
Product: glutathione S-transferase T3-like
Exons: 1
Coding region: 1-813 (270 amino acids)
Source: RefSeq, a predicted model, not a curated record
AUGGAUUCUAUGAAUCCAUAUAGUCAGACCUCCAAUUUCGUUAACUUUUUGAACAAUCAACAAGAUUGUCACUUUCCCGAACCAUUUCCUUAUGAUUGCGGUUCACAACUGCUUGUGUUUAGUACUCAAGGUACUGAAACAUCAAGAUUCUGUGAAGACUCACCUACACAGCGCAAAGAAAGAAAGAAAUGGUCUCCCUCUGAUGAUGUGCUGCUCAUUAGCGCAGGGUUAAACACCAACAAGGAUCCGGUAGUAGGCAAUGAGCAGAAAACAUGGGCUUUCUGGAAGCGCAUUACAGCUUACUUUGCAGCUAGUCCAAAGGUGGAAAGAGGUGAAGAACGAGAGCCUAUUCAGUGUAAGCAAAGGUGGUGGAAGAUGAACGAUCUUGUUUGCAAGUUCUGUGGAGCCUAUGCGGCUGCAACAAGACAGAAAACUAGUGGUCAGAGUGACAGUGACACUGUUAACCUGACAUACAAAAUAUUCUACAACGAUCAUAAGAUUAAAUUUAACCUUCACCAUACUUGGGAGGAGCUGAAGAACGACCAGAAAUGGUGUGCGCUGGCGAGUAUUAAGCUUGAUGGACCACAAUCAUCAAGCGCUAAGAAGAGAAGGUGUGAGGAUGGAGCACAGUCAGCAAGCUCUCAAGCAACUACCAUUCUAGGUGAUCAACCAACCAUACGUCCUCCUGGUGUUAAGGCAUCGAAAGGAGAUUCUGGUAAGAGAACAAUAGUAGAUCAGCAGGCUGUGUCGGAGUUUCAAGGCAUGUGGUUUAUCAAAGAGAAAGACUUGGCAGCUAAAAAAAGACUUAAAUAG